AUGUUCUGCAUUUUCUGUUUUACAGGUAAACAGUGAGGGAAAUAGCAUCACAACUGAAGAAAAUUUCACUUCAUAUAUUUAUUUCAUUGGCAUACGCUUGGUGCUUCAGAUCAGGAAACAAUGAGCUGCUUUAAUCAAAUGCUGCAAAACUUGAUUAGUUUUCCUUAUUUAGAAGAAUACCUGAGCUCAGUGGUUCACCCUUGGUGGCUUCAUAAGCUUCUGAUUUUGCUUUGUUCAUUAAUAAUAGAUAUAUAUAAGGCUGGCUGUGCUUGCUCAUUUGGGCUAUAAGUUUACAUGAAGAUGAAUAAGCACCAAGAAACUGGUCCUGAUAGCAAAAUUUGGAAAAACCAAGGAAAUUUAUUGCUCAUAUUACAAAUAUAUAUGGAAAGAUAUGGCACGGUGAGUAAAAGUUUCUUUCAUAGCAAUAAUUCUUCCUUAUGAGUCACUAUAAUUUCAUAGGACUGAGGAUCAGAAUUUCAGGCUUGAAGCACUGGAACAAUAGUUGCCACAGUGAAUCAGGACUGGACCUCUGAACCCCCCUCAGAGUCACAACAGCUACAAGUUUGGGUUGGCUACAUAAGGAUCAAAACAAAGGCAUGGCUAUUUAUUUAUGUAAUAAGAAAAACAAAGCAUUUUGUGAAGUAUGAAACUAAGGUGGUUCUGUGAACUGCCCUGAGGCCUCCAGGUAUAGGGUGGUAUAUAAAUUCAAUAAAUAAAUAAUAAAAUAAAUAAAUAAGACAGAUUACAAAAGAAAGGGUCGGCUGGUAGUUGCAUAAACACUAUACAUUUAAACCACAUUUUAAGUACGCUUUUUCUCCAAAAGAAACCUGGAGAAUGUUGUUUACACCUCACAGGGACACAAUUAGCAACUAUGUACACAUGAUGGAAUAUGCCAGCAAAGGAUUUGGUGAUGGCUACUAAUUUAGAUGGACACUGCGGGAAACAGGAUAGUCUCAAAUAGAGGCCUUUGGCCUGAUCCAUAGGACUCUUUAUAUGUACUCAAUGCUUCCCACAGGUCUCAUGUUACUGUAAGUGUUGAAACAACAUAUUAAACCAUCCCAAGGGCUAAACCCCAUAUAAAAGCUUAAAGUAGACUAAAACAGCAAAACACAGUUUUAGCUCACUCAAAGACUGGGCAAAAAUGUUUCCAGCUGUGCUCAAAAGGAAGCAAGGAAGGCACAUUCCAGGAGAGGAGAAGUCCCUUCAUUCAUUAAGGGACCACCACAGAUAAAGUCUUGAUCCGUGUGGAUGACAACCUAGCAUCCAGAAUGCUGGAGCAUAUUGUCGUUGUUGUUUAGUCAUUUAGUGGUGUCCGACUCCUUGUGACCCCAUGGACCAGAGCAUGCCAGGCACUCCUGUCUUCUACUGCCUCCUGCGCUUCGGUCAGACUCAUGCUGGUAGCUUCGAGAACACUGUCCAACCAUCUCGUUUUCUGUCGUCCCCUUCUCCUUGUGCCCUCCAUCUUUCCCUCCCUUUUCCAAGGAGUCUUCUCUUCUCAUGAGGUGGCCAAAGUAUUGGAGCCUCAGCUUCAGGAUCUGUCCUUCCAGUGAGCACUCAGGGCUCUUUCCUUAAGCAUGGAUAGGUUUGAUCUUCUUGCAGUCCAUGGGACUCUCAAGAGUCUCCUCCAGCUCCAUAAUUCAAAACCAUAUAACAGAGCUUUUAACCUGAUCUUAAAUUUCAUUUUUUUUCUGAACCACACUGAUUUCCGCCAAUAAUUGCUGCGAUAUUUCUUUGUUGCAUUUUGUAUUAUUUUCAGGUUAUGAAGUUACUGGUAUAGAACAUAUCCCUAAAGGACCAGGGAUUAUUAUUUAUCAUCAUGGAGUUGCUCCUCUCGGCUAUGCCUUAUUUGUGGCUAGAUAUUUUUUAGAGACGGGGAGAGGGUGCUUUUCAUUAACUCAUCAUGUUGUGUAUUGGAUACCAGGUAAAUUAUUUAAAUUUAAAUCAUGCUUUUUUACAUAAAACAUGUAAAAUAUGACAUAAAACAAUGCUAUAAGCUAUGAAAAAAUGCUUUAAAAUAUAAAACUGUAUAUCAGGAAAGCAGGUAAAAACAACUGAUAAACAAAAUAGUAGCAAAAGGUGAAAUAGUUUAGUUAGUGCAGAUGAAGGUACUUUCACACCAAGUCUUUGCUAGUAAAAGAGAAUGAAUGCAGGAUGAAUAAUUAUUUCCAGUUCACAACUGAGUCAGCAGAAAUGGUCUCCAUGAAGAAAUGCUGUGCUUUUCUGUCUACAUUCUUCCCCAGAGAUCUAAAAACUGAGGAAUCUGGAUAAUGUGUCAUCUGAUUCCUAUGCUAUAAUAAUAAUAAUAAUAAUAAUAAUAAUAAUAAUAAUAAUAAUUUAUUAUUUAUACCCCGCCCAUCUGGCUGGGUUUCAUCAGCCUCUCUGAGUGGCUUCCAACAAAGUAUUAAAAUACUGUAGUCUGUUAAACACGAAAAGCUUCCCUAAAAACAGGGCUGCCUUCAGAUGUCUUCUAAAAGUUUGGUAGUUGUUUUUCUCUUAGACAUCUGGUGGGAGGCAUUCCACAGGGCAGGUGCCACUACCAAGAAGGCCCUCUGCCUGGUUCCCUGUAACUUGGCUUCUCACAGUGAGGGAACUGCCAGAAGGCCCUCAGCACUAGACCUCAGUGUCCGAGCAGAGCGAUGGGGAUGGAGAUGCUCCUUCAGGUAUACUGGACCAAGGCCGUUUAGGGCUUUAAACACUAUUAAUUGUGCUCUGAAACAUACUGGGAGCCAAUGUAGGUCUUUCAAGACUGGUGUUAUGUGGUCUCGGUGGACGCUCCCAGUCACCAGUCUAGCUGCCACAUUCUGAAUUAGUUGUAGUUUCCGGGUCACCUUCAGGUCACCUUCAAAGGUAGCCCCACGUAGAGCACAUUGCAGUAGUCCAAGCAGGAGAUAACUGGAGCAUGCACCACUCUGGCAAGACAGUCCACGGGCAGAUAGGAUCUCAGCCUACGUACCAGAUGGAGCUGUUAAACAGCUGCCCUGGACACAGAAUUGACCUGCACCUCCAUGGACAGCUGUGAGUCCAAAAUGACUCCCAGGCUGCACACCUGGUCCUUCAGGGACACCGUUAUCCCAUUCAGGACCAGUGAGUCCUCCACAACCACCCGUCUCCUGUCCCCCUAAAAGAGUACUUCUGUCUUGUCAGGAUUCAACCUCGAUCUGUUAGCUGCCAUCCAUCCUCCAACCACCUCCAGACGCUCACACAGGACUUUCAUCGCCUUCACUGGUUCACUGGUUGAAAGAGGUAGAGCUGGGUAUCAUCUGUAUAUUGAUGAAAACCCAACCCAAACCCCCUGAUGGCUGCAUGUAGAUGUUAAAAAGCAUGGGGGAGAGGACAGAACCCUGAGGCACCCCACAAGUGAGAGCCCAGGGGUCUGAACACUCAUCUCCUACCACCACUUGCUGAACACGGCCCAGGAGGAGGGAGCGGAACCACUGUAUAACUGUGCCCCAGCUCCCAGCCCUUCUAGACAGUCCAGAAGAUGUUAUGGUCGAUGGUAUCAAAAGCCGCUGAGAGAUCCAGCAGAACUAGGAAACAGCUCUCACCUUUGUCCCUAGCCUGCUGGAGAUCAUCGACCAGUGCGACCAAGGCAGUUUCAGUCCCAUGAUGAAGCCUGAAUCCUGACUGGAAGGGAUCCAAAUGGUCCGCUUCUUCCAGGCAUGCCUGAAGUUGUUCAGCAACCACUCGCUCAAUCACCUUGCCCAAGAGUGGAAGAUUUGAGACUGCACGAUAGUUGGCCAUAUUGGCUGGGUCUAGAGUUGUUUUUUUAAAGAAGCGGUUUAAUGACCACCUCUUUCAGCAGGUCUGGGAAGGCUCCCUCACAGAGAGAAGCAUUCACCACCCCGCAAAGCCCAUCGCCCAGCCCUUCCCAACUAGCUUUUAUAAGGAUCAAGGAGACAGGUAGUUGGUUUCACUUGUCUAAACAUCCUGUCCACAUCCUCAGAGGUAACAGAUUGGAAUUGAUCCCAUGCAACAUGACUAGACAGGACUCUAGCACUCUCCCGCCCCGGCUCUGCUCCCACGGUGGAGUCUACCUUUUCCUGAAUCUGAACGACUUUACCUGCAAAAAACUUUGCAAAAUCAUUGCAGGAGAUCAUAUGGCCCGUACUGUGCCCCGAUGGAGCAGGUGGUUCCGCUAAAUUGCAAACCACCUGAAAAAGUCUCCUGCUGCUGUUUUCUGCAGAUGCAAUAGAGGCGGUGAAGAAAGUAUUCUUCGCCGUUGCUAUCGCCACUUGGUAGACUUGAUACUGAGCUCUAACCCAUGUCCGGUCAGCUUCAGAAUGAGUUAUCCGCCACUGGCACUCUAGUCGUCUCAGCGAUUGUUUCAUUGCCCUCAGAUCCGUGGAAAACCACGGGGCUGUCCAGGCUCCAUGCAAUUGGAGAGGGCACUUCGGAGCCAAACAGUCAAUAGCCCCAGUUAACUCCACAUACCAGCGGGCCACCAGGGAAUCAGCUGAAAGGCCAUCAACAUGGGAUAAAGCAUCCCCUACCACUCUUUGGAAGCCAUUUGGAUCCAUUAAGUGGUGGGGGCAGAACAUCUGAUUCAGUCCCACUUCUCCGCAGAGGGGAAGGGUUGCGGAGAAGUCCAGUUGCACUAGGAAGUGAUCUGACCAUGGCACUUCAUUAGUUUCACUUUGACUUAGUGUCAGAUCACCAACAUCCAUAGAGGUGAACACCAGGUCUAAGGUAUGUCCGCGGCUAUAAGUUGGGCCAGACUUAUUCAGGGACAGCCCCAUAGAGGCCAUGCUUUCCACGAAGUCCUGAGUGGCCCCUUGUAAGGUCAUGUCAGCAUGGAUGUUAAAAUCCCCUAGGACAACCAAACUAGGUGUCUCCAGGAGAACAUCUGCCAUGACCUGAAGCAGCUCGGGCAGGGAAUCCUUGGUGCAGCAGGGAGGUCAGUACACCAAAAGGAAUCCUGUACUGCCCCUAUUGCCCAACUUCCAGUACAUGCACUCAGAGAACUAGGUCUUCCCAAUAGGAUGCCUGGUGCAAAUUAAUGACUUCCUAAAAAUCACUGCAAACCGCCCCUCCCCACCCACAAGGCCUGUUACACAAGCCAGGUCAAGUCCUCCAUCCAUGAUCAAGUCAUGGAUGGCAGUGGUCUUAUGCUUCAUUGACCAGGCAUUGCACAGCACCACCUUCAGGUCAAGUGGGUAUCCCUGCUGAUUCCAGUAUCAAUCUGGACAAGACCAGACCCGGAGGCAGGGAUAGUCCUCAAAUAACGACUAAACCUGCCUCCUCAGUAAUGACUACAAGCUCUCAUGUAAUAAUUGCUGCUCACUUUAAUGUCAGAAUAUGACAAGGCUUAGGCUUUGGGGUGUCUACGUUUAUGGUUUCCUCAAGUACAAAGAGUUUUGUAAAGUUCAGUCAUUAGUAAUGAUGGGAUAUUCCUUAAAGGAAAGAACAACGCAAAGUGUGGGAUUCUGCUUGGGAGCAUCUGCACUAGCAAACCAGCUGUGCAAAAUCCUCUGUAUUCAAACACCACUGGGUGGCAGCUGGGACGGGGUGGGAGCUACAGCUAAAGAAAAGGGCAGAAGCCCAAGUGAAGCUCCAAAGACAUGCUUUCACAGCAACUCCAACCUAUCACCAAAUCUGCACACAGAUCCCAGAAAACAUCGCCCCACCCAACACAUGGCCUAUCAAGCACUCCCACACACAGCUUUUAUGCCCCCAUGUGACACUGCAAUCAAACACACGUGGCACCCUUGCUGUAGUGUUCAUGGCCCUCCACUGCCACUCCCCCCACAUCAUCUUCCUCUGCACGCACACAGCAGCCACCCCAGGAAACUAUGACAUCACAGAAAGGUCAUUUGAAGGAAGGAAGGAAGGAAGGAAGGAAGGAAGGAAGGAAGGAAGGAAGGAAGGAAGGAGUCCAAAGAGGACCAAUAGCACAGAGUGCUGUUUGGAGUUCGGAGGCACUAGGCCUCUGCGAAGUGCACCCAGCCACAGGGGCGCUCGCCCGGCCCGCGCAGGGGCGCAGCUGCCUAGGCCUGGUUCCUGGUUGGACGAAGGGCCUUUUUCGGCAGCGCCUGGUGCUGCGCCGAAGCGUGGGGUGCCUCUGGCCCUGCUGGGCCUUCUUAGGCUUUCCCGAGCCCCCCAGCCCCCCCCCCCGCCGUUUUCUGAGGCCGGAUUCGGCCUUCUUUUGUCCUCGGCGGCCCUCCCUGCGAAGCGGGGAGGCCUGUUGUCUGGCGGGGCUGCAGGGAGGCAGACGCAGCCUAACUUGGGCCUGGGUGCAGGCCCGUUGUGUUCAGCCGCCUUUCCCUGCUCCGUUUUGGCGGGAACACCAUUUUCCGGGCUUCAAUUGCUCACGCAGGCCAUCUAGUGGCCGUUCUGAGCCACUGCAGCCUGUUUUAUUAUUGCUUUAUUUAGGCUCAUAAUUGCUGCCAUCUGGUGGCCGUUCUGAGCAUUGCUGCCUCCCUAAAGAAAUACUUUAGACUAUUAACUGCUGGCACUUUGUGGACAUUCUGUGCAUUGCAGCCUGUUGUUUUAUUUUAGUACAGAGAAGCUAAUUUGCUGCCAGCUAGUGGCCAAUAAAGGAAAAGGCACCUUCUGGUUAAUUGGAUGCUCCUUAAUUAAGUAGCUUACUGUUUUAUUUUGGUUCAUUUUUUGAUCGCCAGGUAUCUGGGGUGCAUUAACUUCUUUUCUCGUGUUGAUAUUUCUUUUUCUUGGUAGCCAUCAUGUCUCCGAAGAGAGUCCCAGCGCAGCCUGCCUUGACCGUUCUGCCUAAAAGGACCAUUCGGGGACCUUCUCAGUUGCUUCGAUCCCCCUCGACUGGCCAAGCCUCAGGGCGUCUGCAAUCUUUGGUUUCGAGCCUGGCAGGUGAUCCAGCUGCUUUGGCUCACUUUGCUUCUGAAGUAGAUGGCCUGAUCCAAUGCUGUAGCGCUGGGCCUAGCCAGCAACCAGCGGUGACCACUGCGGCUGCAGUUUCUUCACCUUCUGAUUCUGCAUCUAGCGAUGAAAAUGAUCUGCCCAUGUCUGGUGUUUUGUUUUCUGAUUCUCAGUUUUCUUGGAAUGCGGGCUCAGCCCCUGCAUCUAGUCACACGUCACACGCGGGAGGGCAGAACCCCUUCUCGGCGCACAACCGGGAGGGGGCGACGGGGAAAGGCCCCUUCUAGGCAUGGGGGGUCUUCUAGGCCAGGGUCAGCUUUGCAACCCUUACCUAGUACCUCCGUGGGUUCUGAUCAGUCACCUGCCACCUCUUCUCAGUCUGUCCCAGGCGCUGCACUUCAGGGUCCAGCAUCAGAGUCUUCUGAGGAGGACAGCCUACCCGUGCCUGCCAAGUCCUCUUCGGGCGGCACACGCCGCCGCAAGAAGUCUUCCGGAAAGUGUGCGAAGAGAAGGCAGAGGGACACCUCCUCUUCAUCGACAGGUACAUCUUCGCAGAGUUCAGAGUCUGAGUCAGAGGCCUCCUCAGAAUUUUAUUGGGGUCUGGGAGAAUCGGCCUCUGGUUUCCCCAAAUGGAUUUGGGAGCGGAAGGCCAAUUCCCAUCGAGCAAAAUAUGGGGCCACUCAGGAAUACUUAAAUGGGGUGUUGUUACCUGAUAUUAAGAAGUCGACUAAUUCGGCUAGGGAUGUGAUCCCAGGGUGUCACCUUUCAAAGAAGUUGAGAACUAGGAUAUUGAAUGGUCGCUAUGUCGACAUGUUCAAACUGAGCCCUCCAGUAGACAGUUCGCAGGCCCAAGAGAAGUCAGUUCUAUCCUCUAAGAAACGGGCUGCUGAUUCUAAAGUGGAUAGAACCUUCGAGCACUGGUUGGAUUGUUUCCAGGUUUUUGCCAGGAUCGUUUCAGCAUGUUAUCCCAAGAGAGCAGUUCAUUUAAUUGUCUACCAGUCUAUCAUACGUAAGGCGUUCGAAAUGGCUGCCUUUGAUUAUGAUGAAAGGCAGAAUGCUGCCUUUGAUUAUGAUGAGAAUUUCAGAAGAAGGGCAGCAAAAAUUCCCACAGCCCAAUGGGAUCGGAGGGAUUUGGAUGUAUGGACCACUUAUGUGGCCCCUCAGUUUGAAAAGAAGACCCCUGAACCUCAAAAGCCAAAAACAAGAGGUUUUAAAAAGCACUUGCAUUGCUGGGAUUACAGUAAAGGCUCUUGCCAGCGACAACCAUGUAGGUUUCCUCAUGUCUGCGAAAAAUGUGGUGGCAACCACCCGGGCUCCACUUGCUUUGGCAGCCGCCGGCCCUUUCGUGGGGGAAAGGGGGGGUCACAAGCUGCAAAAGCGGCCCCCCCUCAAGCAGCAGCUGGCGCUUCUAAGUAAGGCGGAUAUGGUUUUAGCUUAUACGCCGGUACGGCUUCCAGAAUUGGUUCAUUGGUUGCAGUUUUACCCUAACCGUGAGGCAGCUGCUUAUUUACAGGAGGGCUUUUCUUCUGGUUUUAGGAUUCCGGUAGCUACGGUCCCCGUAGCACGGAAUCCGGUUAAUCAGCAGUCAGUUAGGGAAAGGCAUGAAGUGGCACGUAAAAAGAUUGAGAAAGAAAUUGCCUUACGUCGUAUGGCAGGCCCCUUCCUGGCUCUUCCUUUCGCUAAUCUGCAUCUCUCCCCCUUGGGAACUGUUCCGAAGAAAGCCCCCGGGGAAUUUCGCCUUAUUCAUAACUUAUCACACCCCAGGGGUUCGUCAGUAAAUGACGCUAUCCCCCCGGAGCUUUCUCGGUAAAAUACGCUACUCUUGAUCAUGUGAUCAAGAUGAUCAGAAAAUUUGGGACAGGUGCCCUGCUGGCGAAAUGCGACAUUGAGUCUGCUUUUUGUUUGUUGCCAAUUAAUCCUCAGGAUUUCUGGCUUUUAGGGUUCCAGUUUGAAGGGGCAUUUUAUUUUGACAAAGCCAUGCCCAUGGGCUGCUCAAUUUCAUGCGCAGCUUUUGAGUGCUUUAGUACUUUUCUCGACUGGGCCUUGCGUUUUAAAACCGGCCUGGAUGGGGUGACCCAUUUUUUGGAUGACUUUUUACUGGCCUCGGCGAGGGACACGGGUGACUGCCUGGCCCUGCUUCAGGCUUUCGCAUCUCUUACGGAAGAGUUGGGUGUCCCAUUGGCAUCGGAUAAAACCAAGGGACCUUCCACUCAAUUGACUUAUUUAGGUCUCCAAUUGGAUACAGUUGCAUCUACAUCUCGCUUACCUGCGGACAAAUUGGUUAAUUUGCGAAGGAUAAUAGAGGAGUUGCUCCCAUUAUGUAAGGUGACAUUGCGUCAGUUGCAGUCCUUAUUAGGCCACCUUAAUUUUGCAUGCAGGGUGGUGGCUCCCGGUCGCCCAUUCUGUGCGCGCCUGGCCAGGCUUAUGGCCGGCUUGCGUGCUCCUCAUCAUUGGGUGCGGCUGUCACCUGGUGUAAAGGCGGAUUUGCAGUUAUGGCUUGAAUUCUUGAAUGAAUUCUUUUUUUUUUUUUAAUAUAAAUUUUAUUUUAUAAUACCAUACAAACAAAAAAGACAAACACAACACAUUCACACCAAAAAAAAAAUAUACAUACAUAUACAUACUCCUGACAUAAGACAACAACAAAUUAACUACAUUAACUACUUAACACACAACACUGACUGACUUCCCUUCAUCUCGGUUUCGGAAUGUGUUAUAAAAUUUUCUAUCUGCAGUUUCUUUUCCUCAAAAAAAUUCUUUACAUCACAAGUGUUAUAUCACACCUACUGUGUUUUUUAGUUUUUUUUACCUCUGUUUCCAUGUAUGCCAUGAAUUUAUUCCAAUCUUUAUUAAACUUUGUGUCUUUUUGAUUUCUUAUUUUCUGUGUCAUUUUUGCCAAUUCUAGAUAGUCGAGUAGUUUCGAUUGCCAUUCAUUUAUGGUUGGGAUUCUUGGUGUCUUCCAAUUCUGCGCUAUUAGAGUUCUGGCAGCCACUGUCGCGUACUGAAAGAGUGUUUGAUCUUCCUUUUGAUUUCCUCUCCAAUUAUCCCCAGCAAAAAGGCUUCAGGUCUCUUUAUAAAGGUAUAUUUAAAGAUUUUUUUAGUUCAUUGUAAAUAGAUUCCCAAAAUUUUCUAAUAGGCUCGCACAACCACCACAUAUGAUAAAAAUCGCCCUCCUUAAUCUUGCACUUCCAGCAUAAUUUAUGACCAGUUUUAUAUAUUUUUCCCAGUUUUACGGGCGUUACGUACCACCUGUACAUCAUUUUGUACAUAUUUUCCCUGAGUGUUGUGCAUGCCGAGAAUCUCAUACCUUUAUUCCAUAGUGCCUGCCAUUUAUCAAACUCUAUGUUAUACCCAAAGUCCAUUGCCCAUCUCACCAUUACCUCCUUUACUUCUUCAUCUUUGGUGUCCCAUUCGAGCAACAGGCUAUACAUUUUCGAUAGGAGUUUUGUUUUACUUUCUAAUAUUUCAAUCUGGAAUCUAGAUUUUUCUCACUUAUCCCAUUUUUUUAUCCUCGGUCCAGAUAGAGUUGAUUUGAUGAAAUUGGAUCCAACCUGUCAAUUUGUUCUUUAUUUCUUCAUAUGGCCUAAUCCUCCAACCGGUCUCUGUUUUUACUAAUAAAUCUUCGUAGGUCCAUCUUUCUCCUUCGAUAUUUGUUUUUUUAUUGUCAGGAUAUCGAUUGGCGAAAGCCACCAAGGGGUAUUCUGUUCCAAUAAUUUUUAUUUCUUUCCCACACCUCCAGUAAUGGCCCUCUGAAGAUAUGGUUAGAAAAUCCUUUAUGGAUCUUUCCCUUAUUACGCCAUAGGUAAGCGUGCCAACCGAAUCUUAAAUCAAAUCCUUCUAAAUCUAGCAGAUCUUUAUUUUUAUAAUAAUCCAAUCCUUGACCCAACAGAGGCAUGAGGCUUCAUAAUAUAACUUUAAAUUUGGGACUGCGAAUCCUCCUCUAUCUCUUUGGUCUGUGAGUAAUUUGAAUCUGAUUCUCGGCCUUUUCCUUGCCAGAUGAAUUUAGAAAGUAUUUUCUGCCAGCCCUUGAAUAUUGAUGUUCCCCUGAUUAUUGGUAUAUUCUGAAAUAAGAAUAGCAGUUUCGGUAAUAGACUCAUUUUUAUUGCCGCCAUUCUCCCCGACCAGGAUAGCUUUAUUCUAUUCCAGGUAUCUAAGUCCUUCCUUAUUUCUUUCCAUGCGGUUGUAUAAUUGUCUUCCAUCAAAUUAAUGUUCUUUGUCGUUAACCAGAUUCCAAGGUAUUUUACUUUUUUGGUUACUUUAAUUCCAGUCUGAGAUUCAAGGUGAUUUUUUACCUUCUCUUCUACAUUUUUAAUCAACAUUUUAGUUUUUGUUCUGUUUAGUUUAAAACCGGAUAGUUUUCCGAAUUCUUCUAACAGAUCUAACACCUUACUGACACUCUCUUCUGGAUCCUCCAAAGACAACAUAAGGUCGUCAGCAUAAGCUUUCAAUUUGUAUUCUUUCACUCCUAUUUUUAUUCCGCGUAUCUCUGAAGUUUUUCUUAUCUUAUUUGUAAUUAUCUCUAACAUCAUAAUAAACAGAAGAGGUGACAGAGGGCACCCCUGCCUAGUACCCUUCGAGAUUUCAAAGGGUUCUGUUAAGUUAUUAUUAAUAAUUAGUUUAGCACUUUGCUGUGAGUAAAUUGCUUUUAUUCCUUCCAGGAAUGUGCCCUCUAUCCCUGUCAUUUCCAAACAUUUUAUAAGAAAACGCCAGGAUACGUUAUCGAAUGCCUUUUCGGCAUCAAUAAACAGUAAAGCUGCAGGGAUUUCGUUUUUGCAUUCUAAGUACUCAAUGAUAUUUAUUGUAUGUCUUAUGUUGUCUUUUAUUUGCCUAUUGGGUAAAAAACCAGCCUGGUCGGUAUGGAUAAGAUUAACUAGGAAUUCUUGAAUGAAUUCAAUGGGGUGUCAUUAUGGCAGGACACUUUGAACCUCCAUAAUGACUUCCAAGUGCAUUCUGAUGCAGCAGGCUCUCUGGGUUUUGGGCUAUACUGGAAAGGUCGUUUGUGCGCAUUGCCCUGGCCGCCAUCGUGGCGAGGGGAGCCUAUUACGCGGGACUUAACUUUUCUUGAGUUCUUUCCCAUUGCAGUGGCAGUGCACCUGUGGGUCAAGGAAUUCAAGGACCAUCGAGUCUGUUUCUGGUCCGAUAACCAGGCCGUUGUGAACGUGUUGGCAAAACAGUCGUCCCGUUCAGCCAGGGUAUCGGCCCUUCUCAGGGCUUUUGUUUUGCAUUGCCUGCGCUUUAACAUUGUGUUUUCAGCUCGAUUCAUCCCUGGCGUUUCUAACGAAAUCGCUGAUGCUCUGUCCUGUUUUCAGAUAGAGCGGUUCAGGUCCCUUGCUCCAGUGGCGAAUCUGCUGCCAGAAAAUUUUCCGGAUCAUCUCUGGAACCUUGGCAGCAAUUAGUCUUACAGGGAGUAGCCGCGUCCAUUUCACCUUCCACUCUGCGCUCAUAUAAUCGAGCUUGGACUGACUUUUUAAAAUUUUGUCGUCAGUCUUUGUCUAUGGAGAUUGUGUCAUCUCCUUCUACUUCACAGGUGCUGCAGUAUUUGGUGCACCUUUUCCAAUUGGGUCGAGCGGCCAGAAAGCUCAGGAUCCAAGCAGCGGCCAUCUCCUUUUUCUUUAAAGCCUUCUUUAAUAAGGAUCCUUGCGCCAAAUUUGUUGUGCGCAGGGCUCUGGAAGGUUGGGGGAGGCUUGGAACUCGACCCCCUUUGGUAAGAAAGCCUAUAACUUUUGAUUUGCUUACCAGCAUGCGCUCGAAGUUGAGGAGCGUCUGCUGGUCCAGAUAUGAAGCGCUGCUUUUUUCAGCCGCCUUUUCUUUGGCCUUUUUUGGUGCCCUGAGGGUAGGUGAGGUGGUAUUGGAGGUCAUCCGGGGCAGAGAGUCUAGGGGUUUGCUUUUGCAGGACGUAACUCUAUCCCCUUCAGAGGUGGUCCUAUCUAUCCGGAAUUCAAAGACAGACCAGUUAGGCAGGGGUGCUACUCUUAGGCUCCCCGCCCGGGUAAGCCCAGUUAAGGAUACCUCCAAAUAUUUGAAUCUUAGGCCUCGGGGGGAGGGUCCCUUCUUUAUUCACGAGAAUGGUGCCCCAUUGGACAGGCAUCAAUUUGCCAAGGUAAUGCGCAAAGUGAUUGCAGCUUGCGGUUUGACGGCAGCAGAUUACGCCCCUCAUUCUUUCCGCAUUGGUGCUGCCACUUCGGCAGCUCAUUGGGGGUUGUCUGUAGAAAGAAUUAAGAACAUGGGUCGUUGGAAGUCUAAUGCGUUUCACGGCUAUGUGCAUAGCCGUCGUUGAUUGCUUGUACUUACAUUUGCUUGUCUUUCUUAGGUGUGGCGGCUGUUCGCAUUUGGAUGGUGGGCCACAGCAUUGUCCACUGGGCCAGCAUCAGAGCGAGGGAGUCUGGACUUGGACCCAGUCUUGGCCUGCCUCAUCACGUGCAGGUGUCCUGGCUGACCAGACGUGGAAUGCUGUGGGCCGAAUUGCUUCCCCUUGUUUGGAAGCACGUGAGGUUGGAAGGGCCCCCUUCAGCUAUCGUGCUCCAGUUGGGGGAAAACGAUCUGCCUGCCACAGACUGUUGUUCUUUACGCUUUACAAUUCAAAGGGACUUAGUUGAAUUGGCAGAGUUUUUACUGGGUGUGAAAGUUUUUUGGUCCCAGUUGCUGCAGAGGCGCACCUGGCGUGGCAGUCGCUGUCCAGCUGCCACUGAAGGAGCCAGAAAGCGUGUUAAUAAGGUGGCAAUGAAAACAGUCAUUGCUCAUGGUGGUUCCGUGAUUGCGCACCCCAAUAUCACCUUCAAGGAGGCCGUCCUUUUCAGGGACGAUGGUGUGCAUCUUUCCCCGUUGGGAAAUGACACAUGGUUAAAUUCUGUUGUGUUGGGUUUGAAGGUGGGGUUGCAGUUGUGAGUGGUUGGCGGCGAGCUUGAGUGCUCGGUGGCGGCUAGGCAUUGGUUUAUGGUUUGGUUGGUUGAGGGGCAUGGAUUGGCUGUGCCUGCCCCUCUAAUGCUGCUGCUGCAAGGGAUUCCGUUAAAGGAAUUGGGAGCUAACUCUUGCUUGUCCACUCUGUCAAGGGGGCUCGGGCCAUAGCAAUGAGCUCCUGGUUGCAUUUGGGGUGAGGGCAGGUUCCCUGCUCCGCGUAACCCCCAAGUGUAUUCCCCCAUUCUGACUUUCGCAUCGUGCGGAAUGUCAGUCUGUCCCCAUGGUGGGGGCAGAUAGUCGCAACCAAUGCCUACGCAACCACUCACAAAUUUGUAUUUUAAUAAAGUUGUGGCCAAAAUUAUGCCAAAAAUCUUAAACAAAAACUUCUGUGUGAUGUGUGAGUUAUUGGGGUGGCCCUGGGGACCUCGACACGCAAUAGAUCUAAAUCAUAAAAGCAUCUCUUUUUGCCUCAAUUCAAUUAAAGCAAAAUUGUCUGCCAAUAGUUCCUGAGAUGCUAUAGCUGCCGCCAGUUGAAUCCAGGGGGGAGGAGUAUAAAAGUUUGAAUGCUUUUUCUUGAAAAAGAAAGUUUUCAAAGUUCUUAUCCCCCUGUCCCCCUCCUUUUAUUUCCGAUGGCAGAGUUUCUUUGUUUCCUUCAGUGCUUCAGCCACCUGGUUCCUAUGCAGGAUAUUCACCAAUUCCAGAGAAGACUCCCUUUUUGUUCUCCUGGAAGUUUGCCAAAUUAAUCCAAAUGCUAAAGACACUUGAAUAAUAAAUCCCUUUUUCCUUGGUUUUAUUUUCUGGGAAAUCUGCUGCUCACUGAGUAGGAAAUUUGAGGCAGCUUGUUGCUGGAAAACACUGGAGCCCAGAGAUGACAGCUUGACAGCCAGGUUAGGCCAGCACCAAAUGGAACCUCAGACCCGUUGGGUACUCGCUUUUGACCUCCACAGGAACCCUCAGAGUUCUGGUCAUCCCCAAGACCUUUUUGGGGUGCUCAUUGCCUACGGGCUGCCACCAAACCCCAAAAAGCAGCAGCCGGUUGGCUGAACCUGGCUUCCUUUCCCCCUCAGGGCAAACCAAGAAAUUCUUUCCCCCCCUUCAGUUCCUAAAAAUCUGGAGGACAGCUUCUGAAGUUUCUUCAUCUGAGAUAUUUGAAUAGAUGUGUCAGGAAUUUUAAAGCCAAUUACAUUAUCAUUUAUGAGUUGCUUCUCAUUAUAAUCCCAGAUGUGAAGCAUUCUUCGUAGUCCAUAACAAAAAUAAAGGCAGGAUGGUUGGGGCAAAAUAAUUAUCCACUCCUCACCUUUCUUUUCAUGUUUGUUUCAUCUUUUAUUUUUUUAGCCCACCAGCCCUAUUUUUACACAAAACAUUUGUGAAGCAUACAGGACCAUUGGAAAGACAAGUAAGUUAAAUACCUUGGUUAAUCAAGAGAUCUCAGGCAAUAUACAUUUUAAUACUAUAGAAUGAUCUUUUAAAAAGAAUAUCUAUUUACUGCUCACUAAUGGAUUUUAUAGGGACAUGGGUGGCGCUGUGGGUUAAACCACAGAGCCUAGGACUUGCUGAUCAGAAGGUCGGCAGUUCGAUUCCCCGUGAAGGGGUGAGCUCCUGUUGCUCGGUCCCUGCUCCUGCCAACCUAGCAAUUUGAAAGCACGUCAAAGUACAAGUAGAUAAAUAGGUACCGCUCCAGUGGGAAGGUAAACUGCGUUUCUGUGCGCUGCUCUGGUUCGCCAGAAGCGGCUUAGUCAUGCUGGCCACAUGUCCUGGAAGCUGUCUGCGGACAAACGCCAGCUCCCUCGGCCAAUAAAGUGAGAUGAGAGCCGCAAUCCCAGAGUCGGUCACGACUGGACCUAAUGGUCAAGGGUCCCUUUACCUUUACUUAAUAGAUUUUAUUCCAUGUCCACUUAUCUGCAAAAGCUGUGCUACCUGCCUCAGUACUGAGUCAACAUGCCCUUGCUUAGUUUUCUAGUAGAUUUGACAGAAAGCUAUAAUCGAUAAAUGUGGGAGCAACCCUAACAUUGAGGGGAACUGAACAGGAAACAUACCAUAUUCUGCAGUCUAUUGUUUUUGGGUUUUUUUUAAAGUAAUUUUUAUUAAAGUUUUAAACAACAAAGAAAUAAAAGAAAAACAUGCACAAUACAUCUAACAAAAACACAAAAAAACAAAAAAACAAAAGCAAAAUUCAACAAUAAAAAUACAAGAAACAUAACAAUUUUAAAAAAAACAAUAUCUCUGUUUCAUUUCCGAUUUUUAGUUGCUUAUUUUCUGGACUUCCUCAUACCUCCCUCUUUUGUAUUCCAAUCCAAAUUAAUUGUCCAGCAGUUUCUUUUCCACUUUUUUAAUCCCAAUCUUUAAUUUAAUUAGAUAUUAAAAUAUAUAACUUCAACUUCUUAAAACCUAGUCCUUGGUCUUAAUAUCAUAUGCCAUUAAAAUUUUCCCUCUUAAUAUCAAAUUUCCAUUUCUUUGAACAUCUUUAAUCUUAAUCUUAAUCUUUAAUCUUAGUCUAUCAUUAACUUUAACCUGUACAGCUGGAAACCUCUUGUUUUCAGUCCAACAUCACUCUAACAUUCCUCAUAUUCUGCAGUCUAUUGUACACAACUUAUGACUGAUUGCAAAGAGCUGAGAAGAGCUGACUGAAUAUCUUGUACAGUGGUACCUCAGGUUAAGUACUUAAUUGGUUCCGGAAGUCUGUACUUAACCUGAAGUGUUCUUAACCUGAAGCAGACUUUCCCAUUGAAAGUAAUGGAAAGUGGAUUGAUCCGUUCCAGAUGAUGGAUUUUAGUAUUUUAGAUGAAAAAAAUUAAAAUUUAUUUCCAAACUCACUGUUUGGAGGGGGCUCAGGGUCCUCUUCCACAAUCACAAUCAGCUUGGCUUCCAGCAUUUGUGGAGGCCUCAGAGAGCUCCUGCGGCUGGAGCCCAGUCGCAGAGCCUCUGCAGCCACCAUGGAUGUCGGGGCUUGGCUUCCGGCAUUUGUGGAGUUCUGCAGGAACUGUGGAUGUCAGGGCUUGGCUCCUGGCAUUCGCAGAGCUGCUCUAGGCACUGCAUGUCGGGGCUUGAUUCCCCCCAUUCACGGAGCCGCUCUUCGCAUCACAGAUGUCGGGGCUUGGUUCCCUGCAUUCACGGAGGCCUCUGAGAGCUCCGUAGGCCCCGCCGAUGUCUGGGUUUGCCUCCGAGAGGCAAGUCCUCCGAGAGCUUGGACAACUUACUUCCAGGUUACAAUCGUUCGUAACCCGAAGAAACGUAAGUUGAAGCGCUCGUAACCCGAGGUACCACUGUAUCUCUUUUCCCAAGCACUCAUAUUAUUUAACUCUUCCUCUCUUCCUAUUUAUUGCAAUUGCUAAACCCUGAGAAUGUCAACUAACUUCAGAUUUGAUAUGGUGUCGCUCUCCUUCAGAAUCUUCUUCCAUUUCAUACACAGGGCUGACAAAAUGGCUGUAUGAGAAAACUCAAUGUAUGGUGCGUCCCAUUUACGGAGGGUUUCCAGUGAAAUUGAGGACAUUUAUUGGAGAACCCAUCCCAUAUGAUCCAAAUAUAACAGCUGUAGAGCUGGCUAAAAGAGUAAGUUAACUCUAAACUUGGAAGUUUAAAAGCAGAAUAUUUCUUUUCCUCUUGGUUUUUCUCUCUUUCAGCUCUAAAUCUUAUUGUACAUAUUGAUUUCCUCAUUCUAUAUGACCUGAUAUAGGGUUCAUUAUAUAUACUUUUGUGCAUUAUGCCCAUCACUCAAUUUUCCCUCUCCUUAACUUGUUGAGACUAAUUACCGUAUUUUUUGCUCUAUAAGACUCACUUUUUCCCUCCUAAAAAGUAAGGGGAAAUGUGAGUGCGUCUUAUGGAGCGAAUGCAGGCUGCGCAGCUAUCCCAGAAGCCAGAACAGCAAGAGGGAUUGCUGCUUUCACUGCGCAGCGAUCCCUCUUGCUGUUCUGGCUUCUGAGAUUCAGAAUAUUUUUUUUCUUGUUUUCCUCCUCCAAAAACUGGGAGCGUCUUGUGGUCUGGUGCGUCUUAUAGAGCGAAAAAUACGGUAAAUGGGGGGAAAACUAUGCGGUACAAAGAGAGAUCUGCUCAUGCAAUGGGACUUCUUCUUCCCACUAUAUUAGGGUUGAGCAUACAAAAUACAUUCUGGAGGUUUAUAUCAAUAAUCAAAUAAUAGAUCUUAUUCUAAUUGCUCCUGAUGAAAAUUUUGGUCAAUUGCAUAAAAAGUUGUUGAGCUGAGCUUCUUUGGGGCCAUUGGUCAGAAAGUUGAGAUUUUUUGGGGGGGAGGUUGCCCUCUCCCCACCCCAGCUGCCCACAUGCGCAAAACAGAACCAGAGCCACUCACGUAGGAGCCCGAAACAGCUCACACACAAAUUUACCCCCCCAACUCGGAUAUUUCCUUAAAAUUGAAAAAAGAAACCCCCCAGAUGGCGCCAGAAGGACACGUCUGGGAUUUCCCAAACAUAUGGCAACCCUACACUAUGGGCCCCAGAAUCUGCCUCAGAAGGUACCUCCAUGCCACCCUAGUGCUAAUUUUUGAAGAGGAAGACAAUUUAUUGUAAACGUUGAUAUGUAUUCCAUGUACACACUGAUGCGUGUUUAAGAGAGCAUUGGAUACAGCGUUGUUAAACAGUGCCAUGAUUCCUGCCCAACUACCAAGCUAUCAAAUCUGAACCUGCAACACAUAUAUUGUAAUUUGUUAUUACUCGUGCAUCAGCAAGCUCCUAAAUGAGAUGCCGUUUCACUGAAGACAAGGUCAAACACAGAUACCAUUUGUAUGGUAUUACAUUGCAUGACUUAUUCCACCUGCUCCUGCAGGGGAUGUUACACUUCCCCCCUUUCUCCAGGAAAACAUGGGAAUCUGAAUCCCAAAGGGAGGGGGCUAAGGGGAGGAGCAUGUAGGGUCCUGGUGGCUGAUGGGAACGGGGUUGGAACAUUGUUUAGUAUGCCUGGUCCUUCUCCAAGCACUUUCUCCUUGUUUUCUUGCUGCAUCAAGUUUCAGGUUUUGAUUGCCUGUUUAAAGGGGCAGAUAAGAAAUUUCUUUCUGCAAGGGGUUAUGCCUUGGUUGUCCUGAGGUUCGCUCCUUUUAUCCUACAUUGUAACAACCAUGCAAGGUAACUACUGUGUACAAAGCAGGCCAAGGCACAUAUGUUUGAUUGUUUCUUUGCCAUUCUCAUACAGUGCUCUUGGUAAACAUAAAGAGAGUGGGCUGGAUUCACUGAGAGAUGAGCAGUUUCCUAGUGGGGGGUUCCUCACCCAAGCUGCUCUGGCCCAAACCUCCAUGUUGAAGAAGCCACUUUUGAGGGUUGAGAGACAAGGACUGGCUUCUAUAGCUGGAAUAAAUGGGUUGCCUCUGGUUCUGAUCCCUUUAGCUUUUCCCUCACUCAUAUUAAUAACAGUGAACACCUAUUUUGCAAUCUAUUCCUAUAACACAAUGUAUUCCUCUGGUUUUCUUUCAACAGGCGAAGAUUGCACUUGAAAAUCUUCGGGAUAAACACCAAAAAAGGCCAGGAAAUAUAUUAGGAGCUCUUUCAGAAUGA
Podarcis lilfordi (Lilford's wall lizard) is the source of this 19220-nucleotide messenger RNA. The record is from the annotation of a GenBank genome assembly. NCBI's taxonomy places the organism in Eukaryota, Metazoa, Chordata, Lepidosauria, Squamata, Lacertidae.